GUAAUUUGUAUUUUUGCUCUCAUUUCCCUGGAUUCAAGCCAGCUGCUUCGCGAUCCUCCGGUGCUCUAAAUGAAAACCAUGGUUUAACUCGAUCUCUUUCAGCCAAUGGCUAAUGUGCGGGAAGUAUUGAGACAAUUUCGGAACUUGAAGGACAGAAUUUGGGGGUGUGCUAUUGUGAUAAAGUGUUCGACAAGGAAGACCGGGCAAGACAUGUAGAACAUUAGCCCUGCGAAGAGGACAAAGAGAAUGAUAAACGUCUCAAUAAUGCCGUGUAAGCUAUAUGUUAAACACACCAUAAACGGUAUAUUGAGCCAUCAUUCCAUCAUCUUAUAUUUCGGAACAAUUCCGUCACUAAUGUUCUCGACUCAGAUAGUUAUGAAAUACUACACGACCAAACUAGAGCUAGAUAGUUCCCAAAACAAUGUUUAAGCGUGAGUAGGGAAAACUACGUUCUAAGUGAUGAUAUGAAUACCUUCAUGACAGAGACUUGCAACAAAGAUAUUGACUUCCGAGAGUUGCUCACGAUUAACUGAAGUUCGAGUUGGUUCUUCUGUGAAGCUUUUGGGAGCACCAAGGCCAU
Molecule: messenger RNA, 580 nt
Organism: Lindgomyces ingoldianus
Lineage: Eukaryota; Fungi; Ascomycota; Dothideomycetes; Pleosporales; Lindgomycetaceae
Exons: 1
Coding region: 265-429 (54 amino acids)
Source: RefSeq, a predicted model, not a curated record